GAUAUCCAAAUUUCUAAUCCAUUAGUGGACAUGCUAUUUAAACAAACUUUACAAACUGAUAAUGGUUAUAAUUCCAAAUUACGUAAAUCAAUGCUUUCUAGGAAUGAUGCCAUGUUACAUAAGACAUUUC
This is a messenger RNA of Racocetra persica, 130 nucleotides long. NCBI's taxonomy places the organism in Eukaryota, Fungi, Glomeromycota, Glomeromycetes, Diversisporales, Gigasporaceae. The record is from the annotation of a GenBank genome assembly.